AUGGAACAAGCAAAAUCUGCACUCAAACCGGUUGAAGCAACCGUUACUGAAAACGUGGACGACCUCAUUGCAGGCGAUUUAGAAGACAAAAGCAAUAAACCAAAUUCAUCUGAAGCAACAAAUGGAUCGAUAUCAUCUGAAAACAAUGCAUCUGAAUCGAAAGGCACAGAUCUUGGACAAAUGAGAAUUCGUAAUAUUCCAAUGCCAGAAAAUGCUCAAGGAAUCAAACAGAGAUUUUAUCAUCAUUUACAUUUUACCGUCGUUAAAGAUCGUGAUAUAGCUAGCAAUCAUGAUUAUUAUACAUCCAUGGCUUAUACAGUUCGUGAUCAUCUUGUUGGUCUAUGGAUUCGUACAAAUCAAUAUCAUUUUAAAAAUGAUGAAAAGCGCGUCUAUUAUCUAUCUUUGGAAUUUCACAUGGGACGAGCAUUAUCAAAUUGUAUGAUUAAUUUAGGCAUUAAAAAUACUGUGGAUGAAGCUAUGUAUCAAAUGGGUUUGAAUGCUGAAGAAUUAGAAGAACUUGAAGCAGAUGCAGCACUCGGCAAUGGCGGUCUUGGUAUUUUUCAACAAAAAAUUACAAAUGGUUAUCAAGAUGAAUAUCCAGAUAAUUGGUUAAGAUUUCCAAAUCCAUGGGAAAUAGCUCGACCAGAACAUCUUAUACCUAUUCGAUUCUAUGGUAAAGUUAUUAAUGAUGAAAAUGGAAAAAAGAAAUGGAUCGAUGCAGUAAUUGUUCAUGCUACGCCCUAUGAUACACCCAUACCUGGUUAUAAUAAUAAUGUAGUUAAUACAUUACGUUUAUGGUCGGCAAAAGCUCUAGGUGCAUUUAAUUUUCAAUUAUUUAACUCCGGUGAUUAUAUUCGUGCUGUUGCUGAAACAAGUUUAACAGAAAAUAUCAUUCGAGUAUUAUAUCCAAAUGAUAAUUUUGAUGAAGGAAAAAUUCUCCGUUUAAAACAAGAAUAUUUUUUGGUAUCAGCAUCAUUACAAGAUAUUAUUCGACGUUUUAAAGAUUCAAAAUCAUUUUCAAUUUCAAAUCAAAAAAUUGAUUUUACACAUUUUCAUGAAAAAACAGCUAUUCAAUUAAAUGAUACACAUCCAGCAUUAACUAUUGCCGAAUUAAUGCGUUUAUUCAUUGAUGAAGAAAAUAUUGAAUGGAAUCAAGCAUUUGAUAUAACAAAAAAAGCUAUUGCUUAUACGAAUCAUACUCUAUUAUCUGAAGCACUUGAACGAUGGUCUAUUGAAAUGUUUAAAAACCUUUUACCACGACAUUAUGAAAUUAUUCAAGAUAUUAAUUUACAUCAUUUGGAUCUUGUGAGAAAAAAAUGGCCAGGUAAUGAAGAACGUGUUAAGCGUAUGUCAAUUUUUGGAGAGGAAGAACAAGUAGUCAAAAUGGCUUAUUUAUCUGUAGUCGGGUCACAUGUAGUUAAUGGUGUAGCUCAACUACAUAGUAGUUUACUUAAAUCUACGCUAUUUAAGGACUUUUAUGAGCUUAAUCCAGAAAAAUUUCAAAAUAAAACAAAUGGUAUAACACCACGUCGUUGGCUACUUUUAUGUAAUCCAGAUUUGUCUGAACUUAUUUCAAGUAAAAUUGGUGAUGAUUGGAUUACAGAUUUAUCAGAAUUAGCAAAAUUACGCGCUUAUAUUAACGAUGAACAAUUUAUUCGUGAUGUUCAACACGUCAAACUUGAAAAUAAAAAGAAGUUUGUUAAAGUUCUUCAACAUGAUUUUAAUAUAAAAGUUAAUCCAGAUACAAUGUUUGAUGUACAAGCAAAACGUAUGCAUGAAUAUAAACGGCAAUUGCUAAAUUGUCUUCAUGUUAUUACACUAUACAAUCGUAUUAAAGAUAAUCCAAAUAUUGAUAUUGUACCACGUACAGUUAUUUUUAGUGGAAAGGCUGCACCUGGUUAUCUAUUGGCGAAAUUAAUUAUCAAACUAAUAUGUAAUGUUGCACGAACAGUUAGUAAUGAUUCAGCAGUUGGUGAUCAUCUGAGAGUUCUUUUUCUUGAAAAUUAUCGUGUUAGUCUUGCUGAAAAAAUUAUUCCGGCCGUUGAUUUAUCUGAACAAAUAUCAUUGGCUGGUUUGGAAGCAUCAGGUACAGGUAAUAUGAAAAUGAUGCUCAAUGGAGCUUUAACCAUUGGUACAUACGAUGGUGCAAAUGUUGAAAUAGAUCAAGAAGUUGGACGUGAUAAUAUAUUUAUAUUCGGUAUGACAGUUGAAGAAGUUGAUGCAUUACGUAAAAAAGGAUACAAAUCGAAGGAAUAUUAUGAACGUGAACCGGAAUUAAAACGAGCAUUAGAUCAAAUACGAGAUGGAUUUUUUUCACCUGAAGAUCCAAAUCUAUUUGCUGAUAUUAUUAAAAAUCUACUUGAAUUAAAUGAUCAUUAUAUGUUGCUUGCAGAUUAUGCCGAAUAUGUGAAAGCACAAGAACGUGUUGAACAACUUUACAAAAAUCAAACUGAAUGGACAAAAAAAUGUAUUUUAAACAUAGCUGGAGCAGGCAAAUUUUCAUCGGAUCGGACGAUUAGUGAAUAUGCUAAAGACAUUUGGAAUGUUACGCCAUUAAAGUCAAAAUUACCAGGACCUCAUCAUGACAGACCACGCAUUAAAAAUAAAAUCGAACAAGUUGAAAUGACUCAAUCGAGUAUUCGACAUGAAGAUUAUUAA
Messenger RNA from Rotaria sordida, 2658 nucleotides. Lineage: Eukaryota; Metazoa; Rotifera; Eurotatoria; Philodinida; Philodinidae. The record is from the annotation of a GenBank genome assembly.